UGUACUCUACAAAGGAGGGGACCAUAAUAGCGACUGGUGUAUCCUAGAGAAACAUAUAUGCUUUAACAAAAAUCUUUACUUCCCCAUAUUUAAUUUGUUUUUCCCAAUUAAUUACUACCUUCAAAAUCCACAAUCAAAACUAGUACUUUUGUUAAUGAUUUUUCAAUGACAAUAUUUUCCCCUUUAUCCAUUGCCACCUCUACUUGUACUUGCAAUAAAAACCCAAUUCACAUACCAAAAUGUAAUUUCCUUCCAAAAUCACUUCUACCCAUCAAAAUUUACUACUUAAGAUGCACAAAGAUUGGUGCUUUUAGUCAAAAUAUGUUGAAAAAGAAGCUAUAUGCUUAUAGAAAUGGGUUUUUACAUGGUGUAAGAACAAACAAAGAUGGGAUUUUAGGGGGAGAGAAGAAGAGAUUUAGGGUUCAAAAGAGGGUAGUAUUGGUUAAAUUUAAUCAAGGUUUUAAUUUUAAUGGUGGAGGUGGAGGUGAUAGGAGAGGUGAUGGUACAACUGCAAGGGUUUUGGGUAAUCUUGCUUUAGCUGUGGGAUUGACUUAUCUUACUAUGACUGGCCAACUUGGUUGGGUUCUUGACACUAUUGUUUCCCUUUGGCUUCUGGCGAUUAUUUUACCUAUUGUUGGCAUAGGAGUAUUCCUCUGGUGGGCGGGGAGAGACAUAGUUCAAAGCACAUGCCCAAACUGUGGUAAUCCAUUUCAGGUUUUCAAGUCAACUCUACAGGAUGAAGUUCAAUUGUGCCCCUACUGCAGUCAACCCUUUUCAGUGGAAGGAAAUGAGUUUGUGAAAGAACCUAUCCAAUUCUCCAAGCGCUCUUCUCCGUUUGGGCAACCGUUUGACGACCUUUUGACUCAGUCUAAAACAGGAAAGAACGCUUCCAAAUUUGUAGUAGAUGUUGAAGCCGAAGUGAAAGAUGCGGAAUGAAAGACUUGGUUUGUCGCUGUGUCAAAUUAAUAUUAUGUUCUAGCAUCUUAUCCUUAACAUCCAUCUAGAGGUGUUCAUUCGGGUCAUCAAGUUGAUUUCGGGCUGGGUGUUUUGGAUCGGUUUAAAAUCGAGUUGAGCUUACAUAGAUUGCGCUGCUGUGCAAUCCAGGUUGGUGUUGUGAAUCCCAUUUUUAGAGUAUAAACGUUUUAAGGAUGUAUAUAAUGUAUACUGCAUCGUCUGGUUACAGAAACUGAAUUUGCUCGUCAAAAAGAAAACAGUUUACAUGAUUUGAACAUGUAUGAUUACUUCAUCAUAAAAUUGUAAUUUGCAUACUUGUAGAAUGUAUAUGUAGUAAAUUUUGUUAUCUUGAA
Amaranthus tricolor (Joseph's coat) is the source of this 1307-nucleotide messenger RNA. RefSeq lists its product as uncharacterized. Lineage: Eukaryota; Viridiplantae; Streptophyta; Magnoliopsida; Caryophyllales; Amaranthaceae. The coding region runs from base 166 to 936 and encodes 256 amino acids. The record is from RefSeq and is a predicted model, not a curated record. The transcript is spliced from 6 exons.